Messenger RNA from Heterostelium album PN500, 1683 nucleotides. RefSeq lists its product as uncharacterized. The record is from RefSeq and is a predicted model, not a curated record. Bases 1 to 1683 code for a protein of 560 amino acids. Lineage: Eukaryota; Evosea; Eumycetozoa; Acytosteliales; Acytosteliaceae. The transcript has 2 exons.
AUGAACAUAAAUAAUAAUAUUCAAGAUUUACCAUAUCUAUUGAUAUCUAAAAUAUUAAGUUUCAAAGAACUGACAGUUUUAGAUUCAAUAUGUUUUAGUUUAACAUCUAAAAAGUUAUAUAAUAAUAGAGAUAAAUAUUUGAUAUUCAAUGAUCAUCAACUUACACAUGCUAAAGCACAAUUGAUUUACAACAGAAGUAAUCAUGUAACACUUAGAUCAUACACCAAACAAUUUCAACAAAUAUCGGAUAUUCAAUCUUGUAAACUAUUGAUUUGUGAUCAUCAAACCUCCCUUAAGAAAGAAUAUACAAAUUUAUAUGAUUAUACAAUAGAUAUUACCAACAUGAAGAAUACAGAUAAUCUUUCAGAGAAAAUACCUUUGAAUGUAAAGUGUAUUCACGUAUUAAAUUGGAGUGACGAUUGUAUAUUUAAUAUUUCAGAUAGUAGUAUAAGUGAACUCUUUAUCGUCACUGGCAACAAGCUAAAGAUAAUAUCAGGUUCACUUCCAAACACUCUUGAAAAGAUAACUAUCUAUAAUCGUCUCAAUGACUAUGUGUUGCCUAAUAGUGUUAGAACUAUGAAAUUCGAUUGUCGAAAUCAGCAAUUUAUUUCAGGAUUGUUCCCUCAGUCAUUGGAAUCACUCGAACUAGCUAUGCAUCUUCAUCCAUUGGUUGAAAACUCUCUACCAAAUCUGAAAUCCCUCCAUCUAAGUUCGUACAAUCCCACUUCAAUUGUUAAUAUUGGAAACCUACCUACAUCACUUCAAACUCUGGUAUUCGAGUAUGGUUAUUUUGGUCGAAUUGAGAACAUAUCUGCUAUCUCCCAAUUUCAAAGACUGACAACAAUAGAAGGAUGCCGUUUAGAGUGGGUCGCUUCACUUCCACCAUCUGUCACCAGCCUCAAAUUUUCCGCUUGCUUUCAAGAUACUAAUAAUAUUGAACCCGGUGUCAUUCCAUCGACAAUCACCAACCUCUACUUUGCAGACAUUGGAAAAGUAAAAUUACAAUCCGGGAGUAUACCAUCGAGUGUCAGAAAACUAACUAUUCUGGGCUAUAAAUACGAUCUGGAAGCUGGUGUCAUCCCGAUUGGUGUGAAAGAAUUCUAUAUCCUUUUGAGAUCUGCUAUUUUCACAGUUGAAUGUAUACCAAGCACUGUGGAAUCACUCAAAAUUACCAUAUUUUUAAAUUGCCAUCGAUUUAAGUCUGUAGAUCUUCAUUCACUACCAUCGAUCAAGAAACUUUCUUUGGGAAUAAGAAAUACCAAGAUAAGCAAAUUUCCACCGAAUUUGGAAUCACUUAAGUUUAAACUCUCUGGAGAUGCUGAAUUAUUAUAUUCAUCAUUACCAUCGACCUUAAAGGAACUAACACUCAUUUACACUAAACUCAUCAUCGAUUCAUGGAAUGUCGGUGCACACCACCAACCGAAAAGAUUGAUAAUGAAAGUAGAUAGCUUUUAUUUCAACGAAAACAGGUUGGAAGAUCUUCCAAUCUCUGUUGAAAUCGUCAAAAUCUCUAAUGCAGAAUUUCGAAGAUGUAAUAGUUCAUGUCUAUUCAUUGGUCACAAUCGAGAGUAUCCUGUGAAUGGUGGAUUCAUAGAAUCAACUGAACAAUUGAGAGAUUUACUUUACUAUAAAGUAUUGGAAAGAAAUAUAAAUAAUCAUUUAAUAUCAAGUUUCAUUACAUAA